This is a messenger RNA of Rubroshorea leprosula, 294 nucleotides long. The record is from the annotation of a GenBank genome assembly. NCBI's taxonomy places the organism in Eukaryota, Viridiplantae, Streptophyta, Magnoliopsida, Malvales, Dipterocarpaceae.
AGCUAGGGGAGCGAAUGGGAUUAGAUACCCCAGUAGUCCUAGCCGUAAACGAUGGAUACUAGGCGCUGUGCGUAUCGACCCGUGCAGUGCUGUAGCUAACGCGUUAAGUAUCCCGCCUGGGGAGUACGUUCGCAAGAAUGAAACUCAAAGGAAUUGACGGCGGCGGGCUAUUAGCUCUACCACUGAGCCGGGACGGAAACCCGGAGGGAAGCUCUCCUUUCCGCUGACUCCUCACAGCCUACCACUAAAGAGAUGCGAAACAAGAGGUAAAACGAAGAAAGUCAACUCAUUCUC